This is a messenger RNA of Parasteatoda tepidariorum (common house spider), 2616 nucleotides long. Its product is annotated as aquaporin-9. Gene Ontology annotation, biological process: water transport; glycerol transmembrane transport. Gene Ontology annotation, cellular component: plasma membrane; basolateral plasma membrane. Gene Ontology annotation, molecular function: water channel activity; glycerol channel activity. The record is from RefSeq and is a predicted model, not a curated record. Lineage: Eukaryota; Metazoa; Arthropoda; Arachnida; Araneae; Theridiidae.
GCAAAUCAAACAAUUCCUUAAAAAAAACUUGCUUAUGGCUUUGAAAGUAUGGUUUUCAAAUUAUCUUGCAAACACACCUACUGGGUAAGUGGAGCAGCGAACAUUGGGAUUGGGGAUAACCCUGGUUACGGUUACAGAACGGUUCACUCAAAAGUGAAGAAGCUCAAUGAUAAACUGAAUACCAUGAAGCUCAAAAGCGAUGUAAUGAGAGAAGCUUUGGCGGAAUUUCUAGGGACUUUCAUUCUUGUGCUCUUUGGUAAUGCUGUGAACGCAGUUUUAGUUUUCAACAAGUCCAGUAGUUCUGUUGCUGGCCCUCUGGGAUGGGGUGUAUCUCUCAUGGUGGCAAUUGCAGUUACAGGAGGUGUUUCAGGUUGUCAUGCAAACCCAGCUGUUACACUAGCGAUGGCCAGUAUUGGAAAAUUUAAAUGGAAAAAAAUCAUGCCCUACUUUUUCGCACAAUAUUUUGGCGCAUUUGUUGCUUCCAUAGUACUUUAUACGGUUUAUUUGGAAUCCUUUUCCAACUUCGAUGGAGGACAUAGAGAAGUACCACCCAAUAAGACUGCCACGGCUCAAAUCUUUGCUACAUAUGCAGCUGAUCAUGUUUCAGUCUAUACUGCAUUAGGUGACCAGAUUGUUUCAAGUAUGGUGUUCAUCAUGGCUAUUGUUGCCAUCACGGAUCCUCAUAAUAUGAGCAUCAUGAAAGGACAAUAUCCAUUAGUAAUUGGUCUCGCCUUAUCCGCCACGAUUUUUGCUUUUCCAUUAAACUGUGGAGCUCCUCUCAAUCCUGCCAGAGAUUUGGCCCCUCGAAUAUUCACUGCCCUAGCUGGCUGGGGUAAAGAAGUCUUCAGCUUCCGAGAAUACAACUUUUUUUGGGUUCCUGUGAUUGGGCCACAUGUUGGUGGCAUCCUUGGUGCAUGGAUUUACCGACUUUGCAUUGAACUUCACUGGCCCGUGGACAGUUAUGACUUUGGCAACCCAACGGAAGUGAAGAGCAACGGAGAGUUCAAGAAAAAAGACGAUUUGCCUUUUGUUGAUAAGAAAAUUUUUGAUGAAAAUGAUAUGUGCAUUGAGCUCAUAAAGGCAAUAGAAUAGACUUGAGGAAUCUCGAACCAAGACAACAGAAAGGUCGAAGAAUGAAUCAAAGACAACGAAAAAAUUUAUACAUGGGACAACGGCAGCAUGGUACUGAUUAUUCGUGAUUUUACUAUGCCGCCAGUUUGAAUCAAGGAUUCAAAUGUAUGUAUUUGUAUAUAACAUAAACAAAAAUAUUUUUCUAUUAAGUAUUGGACACAAAAAAUAUGUAAGGAAUUUAAAAUGUUUUUGUAGCACUUAAAAUAAUUUCACAUAAGUUUUUCGUUUUGAUUUCUUUUCAAAUUCAUAUCCCACCUAUUUCUUCAAAACUGCCGUCUACAAAACUACUAUUAAAUCAAAUUUGCCAGAUGUCACAAGAACUUGUUAUAAAAUACUAAUUGUUUUAGAAAAUAUUUCACAAAACGAAAAAAAAAUUAGAAUUUUAAAAAAAAAAGACUUUUUAGCAAAAAGUAUUCACUUUAAAAAUUUGAAUAAUUGCAUUAAUUACAUUAAAAAUAUAGCACGUGCCAAGAUUUCUCGUAAUCUUCCCAAACUUAUCAGAAUUUUGAAUUUUUAAAAACGAAAUAGGAUGUUAAUACUUUAUAGAGUGCAAUAAUAAGAUUUUAGGUAACGCAUCGUUUCAUAACUUUUUCAUUUUAAACAACAUAUUUAUUAACUCAGUCAUCUUAUACAAUUCAACAUAUUGGUAUUUUUGGUAUUCCAUAAUGAUCACCCAUGAUAGAUAUUUUUGAAAUGAGGUCAGUCAAUACUUGCAUCAGAGGUCACGAAUUAAAAUUCGAGAAGAAAAAAGCAUAAAAAUUAAUUGAUAAAGAUGCAUAUAAGAGAAAAGAUAGGAUUAAAAACAUCAAAAACAAUAUAUAUUUUUUUUAUUUUAAGUGAGACUGGUAUGUUCUCGCAUUUAGUUAGGAACAACCUUUUAGAUUCAUUCUCAAGUAAACUAGUUUUUAACCAUUUUAACCCUCAUUAUUUUUGUUGGGAUAAUAGUUUUAAUUAUUUUUAUUGAGAUAUAAUCGGAACUUAUCUAUCUUAUUAACUACUGUUUAUUUAUUACGCUUGACAUGAACUGUAAAAUAACAAAAUAUAAUCCUAAAUUCUAGUUUGGCGAAUAAGGUUUCCAUAUUGUCGUUCGAUUCAUGAAUUUGUUUGAAUUUCGUUAUGUAUUUAUGUAUAUUAUUAUUGAAAACAUAUUAUAAUAACUUUUAAUGUAUAUUUAUACCAAUAUCCAUCUUGCACGAGUGAAGGCUCUUUUAAAAGAUUUUAUUAUGUACUUUUUAUAAAACUUAAAAAUUGCCUUUUAUAAGUCUGAAGAUUUUCAAAGCAAUCAUCAAAAUAUUUUUAAGAAAAUAUAAACAUAAAAUGGAAUAUGCAGCUGUAUAUGUUUUUUAAUGUGAAACUGUAUCGUUAUUUAUCAUUGUUCACUGUAUGUUACUAUUUUUCAUCACUUCCAUUUCAAAACCAAAUCCAUUUCUUCAUGUAACUUUUGAAAAAAUAAAGUUAUUUCAAAAUAAACAUUUUUUUGAACAA